This is a messenger RNA of Staurois parvus, 1316 nucleotides long. The record is from the annotation of a GenBank genome assembly. Lineage: Eukaryota; Metazoa; Chordata; Amphibia; Anura; Ranidae.
UUUUAGGUAUGGCGGCGCUGGACAGUAAAGCUUCAGGGAAGAUGGGUAUAAGAGCCGUAGUCUAUUAUAUGACAACCACAGUGAUUGCUGUGUUCAUUGGAAUCAUCAUUGUUAUCAUUAUCCACCCUGGUAAGGGCAGCAAGGAUAAGAUGCAUCGGGAGGGGAAGAUUGAGCAGGUGACAGCCGCUGAUGCCUUUAUGGAUUUAAUCAGAAAUAUGUUCCCUCCGAACAUGGUGGAAGCCUGCUUUAAACAGUUCAAGACAAACUACGAAAAGAAGGUCUUCAAGAUUCCAGCUCCAGAGAAUGAAACAUUACUAUCUGCAGUUAUGAACAAUGUAUCAGAUGCCAUGGAGUCUCUAACCAGGUUUCGGGAGGAGAUGAUCCCUGUGCCAGGGGCAGUGAAUGGAGUGAAUGCACUGGGACUUGUGGUCUUUUCUAUGUGUUUCGGGCUGGUAAUCGGAAACAUGAAAGAACAAGGAAAAGCCCUAAAAGAUUUCUUUGACUGCCUCAAUGAGGCUAUUAUGAGAUUAGUGGCUGUUAUAAUGUGGUAUGCUCCUAUUGGAAUCCUUUUCCUGAUUGCUGGGAAGAUUGCAGAGAUGGAAGAUAUGGGAGUGGUUGGAGGACAGCUUGGCAUGUACACUAUCACGGUCAUCAUUGGUCUGCUUAUUCAUGCUAUCUUUGUCUUGCCCUUGCUGUACUUCUUGGUGACUCGCAAAAACCCCUGGGUGUUCAUAGGAGGCCUGAUACAAGCCCUAAUUACAGCUCUGGGCACCUCAUCGAGCUCUGCCACUUUACCAGUCACAUUUAAAUGCUUGGAGGAGAACAACAAGGUCGAUAAGAGGGUGACACGCUUUGUACUGCCAGUGGGAGCGACAAUCAAUAUGGAUGGCACAGCACUCUAUGAAGCCCUGGCAGCAAUUUUUAUUGCCCAGGUGAACAAUUAUGACCUUAACUUUGGACAGAUUAUCACAAUCAGCAUCACUGCCACAGCAGCCAGUAUUGGAGCUGCAGGAAUCCCACAAGCCGGCCUGGUGACCAUGGUCAUUGUGCUGACAUCAGUAGGACUGCCCACAGAGGACAUCACGCUGAUCAUUGCUGUUGACUGGUUCUUGGAUCGUCUCAGAACCACCACAAAUGUGCUUGGUGACUCUCUUGGUGCCGGCAUAGUGGAGCACUUGUCCAGACACGAGCUGAAGAAAAAUGAUGCAGAGAUGGGCAACUCAGUGAUUGAAGAAAAUGAGAUGAAGAAACCCUACCAGCUCAUCUCCCAGGAGAAUGAAACAGAGAAACCUAUAGACAGUGAGACCAAGAUGUAG